Cuculus canorus (common cuckoo) is the source of this 4092-nucleotide messenger RNA. It is a transcript of the gene PRKX, whose product is annotated as protein kinase cAMP-dependent X-linked catalytic subunit. Lineage: Eukaryota; Metazoa; Chordata; Aves; Cuculiformes; Cuculidae. The record is from RefSeq and is a predicted model, not a curated record. The coding region runs from base 247 to 1311 and encodes 354 amino acids. Gene Ontology annotation, molecular function: protein serine/threonine kinase activity; ATP binding. Gene Ontology annotation, biological process: protein phosphorylation. The transcript is spliced from 9 exons.
CACUCGGGCUCCCCUCGCCAUUGUGUGGCUGCGCCGCGGUCCUCGCUGCCGGCGGCGAUGCUGAAGGGCUCCGCGUCCUCUCCUCGCUGGCGGGAACUCGCUCCAGCGCCGGAAAGCGGCCACCCCGCCUGCUGAAGAACGAAACUUUGCCUGUGUGUCCCCUCCCCGCGCCGCUCCUUUCCCUUCGCCGGCCCCGGCGCGCCCUGCUCCAUGCGCUGAGCGGCAGCGGGGCGCCCGCACGGCCCCAUGGACGCCUUCAGCGCCGCCAAGGCUAAAAUAGGGGCGAAGAGUGGCGGCGAGGCAGCGGCGGCGGGGCUGGCAGCGCCUCCGCCCCCCGGCCCCGCCGCGCCCGAGGCCGCCGCCUGCAAGCUGGAGGACCUGGAGACCCUGGCCACCGUGGGCACUGGUACCUUUGGGCGUGUUCAUCUGGUGAAGGAAAAAAUGGCCAAGCGUUACUUUGCACUGAAAGUAAUGAGCAUUCCUGAUGUCAUUCGACUGAAGCAAGAACAACAUGUGCACAAUGAAAAGUCAGUCUUGAAAGAGGUCAACCACCCCUUUUUGAUCAGAUUAUUUUGGACCAACCAUGAUGAACGUUUUUUAUACAUGUUAAUGGAAUAUGUGCCAGGAGGAGAACUUUUUAGUUACCUGCGCAACAUGGGGCGUUUCAACAACAGCACAGGACUGUUCUACUCAGCAGAAAUCAUUUGUGCAAUAGAAUACCUGCACUCCAAAGAAAUAGUUUACAGAGACUUAAAACCUGAAAAUAUAUUACUAGACAAAGAAGGACAUAUCAAGCUUACUGAUUUUGGAUUUGCUAAAAAGCUGGUGGAUAGAACAUGGACGCUUUGUGGUACUCCUGAGUACCUUGCACCAGAAGUUAUACAAAGCAAAGGCCAUGGAAGAGCGGUGGACUGGUGGGCACUGGGCAUUCUUAUAUUUGAGAUGCUGUCAGGGUUUCCUCCAUUUUUUGAUGACAAUCCGUUUGGUAUAUAUCAGAAGAUUCUUGCUGGCAAAAUAGAUUUCCCAAGGCAUUUGGAUUUGUAUGUGAAAGAUCUUAUUAAGAAGCUGCUUGUGGUUGACAGAACAAGACGAUUAGGAAAUAUGAAGAAUGGAGCAGAUGAUGUGAAGAGACAUCGAUGGUUCAGGUCUAUAGAUUGGGAUGCUGUACCUCAAAGGAAACUAAAGCCUCCCAUAGCACCAAAAGUAUCCAAUGAUGGGGAUACUUCCAAUUUUGAAGCUUAUCCUGAAGAUGACUGGAACAAGACACCUCCGGUACCCCCUAAAGAUUUAGAAAUUUUCAAGAAUUUCUGAGUGUGACAUCUGCACCAGAUGGGAAACUGGAAGAAAAUGGAAGUGCUAAGAGCAGGUCUGAAGAAAAAUGGAGUUCAUACAUAAAUGAAGACUUUGUGAAUAAGAAUGAUAGCACAUUCAGAUAUGUUUAUUAGUAUAUAGUAAAUGUCUAAAGAGUUGGAGGCAGGCAAGAAUUAUUUUUUGCUGCAAAUAUUUGACAUUAGUUUAGUAAACUGUAAUAUUGAUAGUCUACUCUGAGGUAGACUCUGGAAUAUUUUAGGAUUUUUUUUUUUCUUAACUUAUGGUUUAGUUAAGUUUCCUGCUAUUCCCAGAUCUUUUUUGCAUAGUUAACUCAUAGACUUUAUUUUAUAAGUUUAUACUAACCUUGUGUAAUUAAAAGCACAAAUUAGUAUAUAUGUAUAUAAUGAAUGCAGUACAACUAAAGCACAGGAGCUGUGCAAAGAUGUAAAUUUUUGUACUUUGCAGAGUCUAUGAUUUUUAUUUUUCAAAUGUUUUUCAAGAAGUUCUCUAGGAAUAAAAAUCUUAAAAGGAUAAAUGAGUUUUUCAUCAUCUUAUAUACAUUUUAUAAUUCUUUGUAAAAAAUAAAAAUAAUUAAGUUUUAAAAAAGAUUUGUACCUAAAAUUUCCAAUGCCUCACACUUGCAACCAUAAGUACUUGAAAGCAGAAAGACAAGGGCGUGUUUUAUUGUUGAGUAAGGUACAUCUUCAUGGCUAAUUUAUUAUGUUACAGUGCUGUCUCUUUACAAACUAGGAUAUUGAGUGAUUAGACACUGUCUGAAAUGAGAUUCCUCACAUGAAGACUCCAUAUAAAUGUGUCAUUCAGUGCAUACUGAUAAAAGGGCUUUAACUGGCUCUGACAGUUGUUCUCUCUCAAGCUUGCUCUCUUCUCAUGUAAAAUAUGAGUCAUAACACACUUUUUUCAUUAUUGAAAUAGUUGUUGCUGUAUGCUUGGUACUUCAGAGUAUCAGAGGGAAGACUGAAUAUAUAUUGGAGCCUAAUUUUCCUGCCUCUACUUUUAGAAAUGUCCUAAAGCCUCUGCUGCCAGGAAUCCCACACGUACAGAGUUCAAACCUUAGAUGUAAGGAGUCUCAUUUUUCAUCCUGUAUUAACAUCUUUCUAGCAGCUUGAGUACACUGUAUAUAGGAAGUAUUUGCAAUACUGCUUCAUUUUAAAUAGCACCAAAUGUCAGUAUGUGUGUUUGUAUGUACCUAUGUAUACGAAUACACAUGAACAUAAAGGCAGAUUGUAUACAAGUCAAGAUUUUUUUUAGGGUUCUUUGAUGUUACAUAUUGUGAUACUUGUGCUAACAUAGGAAAUUUGAUUUUGAAGUGCUUCGAUUUCAAAAAAUAAAUAUUCUUCCAUAUGUUGUGGUCUUAGAUAACUUUAGUGCAAUUGUGAUACUUAGACCAAAAAUAUUUUUUUGAAAGCACAGCAGCUCACUGGAGUUCUGCUACUGUGACUGAUGGCAUUUCAUAAAACUGCUAAGGUGGAACCUGCAGUUUCUCCCACAAACUGCUGUCCACAUUUUUAAUCUGAAAUGCCAUAAGAAAUAUAGGCCAGAGAUUCAUGUUUCUGAACUAAUCCUGAAUGUUUAUGAAGUAGAUGUUCUGGUAAUUGCUAAUGAAAUUGCCAUGUUUAUAAUUUUAUUACAGAUCUGCAGCUGGAGUCGCUUCAUGGAAAGCUGACCUCAAUUUUCUUUUGUUUAGCUCUGAACAGUACAGAAGUGCAGUUGAGAACUUGCAGUUUCUAGGAUAUUAGAUGUUUCUUCAUAAAGCAAGUCUUAACUUUAGGAGAUUGCAUAACUUUGUGCAAAAAUGCACAAUGUGUAACAAGACCACGAUACUUCAAAGUGGUAAUUCUAGAAUAUCACAAAGCCUUCUUAGUGUUGUGCAAGUGCCACAAGAUGAUGGCUGCAGCUGCCACUUAUUAAAGACUGUGUGGGAAUGUAUAAUGAAAUAGAGAAAAAUCCUCAGAAAAUAAUUAUUUUAUCCUCUAAAACUACCUUAUACUCUUGAAAAAAGAUUUAUGUGGCCCACUGUAUUUGUGUCUGGAAUUAAUUAUUCCAAGUCAAUUGGGAAAACUGAAGCACAUAAAAUGCAGCUUCCUUUGUCUAAGGUAAGCACAGUUCAGGGGUUUUCUUUAAUGUGUAAGCUUACAGUAUUUUAUGGAAUCUGAGUACUACAAAACCAGUUUCUUAAAAUGUACAUACUGCAACAAGCAAGUGGGGUAAUAUUUUUUUUUUAUUUUUUUUUCCCCAUAUUUAAAAACUGCAUUGUGUUCAAGUCUUCAUAGUUGGGGAAAUUAAGUUACGUUUGACUAAUGUGCCGCAUUGGUGGUUAGAAGUUUUGAAUGCUUGAACAACAGAAGAUAGUGGGUUUUCUUUUUAUUAAUCUUAUCCAUUGCUGGCAGUGGAUGCACGGACACUCGUUAUUUUAGAGACAGGAGAAACAAAUACAAUCUUGUUAUUAAUGGUAAUCCAUUGACUUUACGUUGUUUCCUGAGCCAUGCGUACAUUUGUCUAACUAUUGACCUCGUCAACAUGCUUUCUAGUACAAAACUGCUUUCAAUUUUUUUGAUUAAAAGUUUUCAAGCAUUGUUUUAAGUGAUCAGUUAUUUUCUCAAUUGUCUGUUAUUACCUGCCCUUUUUAUUUAUUUGCACAUUUGAAUUUAUUUUAAGUCAUUUCUGGGAUUUCAUGGCCUACUAGUGUAGUUUUGUCUUGAGUCCACGGUUACACACUGCACUAAGUACUCUGGGUUUAUGGGAUUUUUAAGCAGCCUAGAA